AUGGUGUGGCGCGGCCGGCGGCGGCGGCGACGACGGGGGGCGGCGGCGGCGGCAGCACCAGCGGCUGGCCCGGUGGCGAGCCGCGUCAAGAAGCAGAUACCCAAGGAUGUGGCUGAUGUUUUUAACGCUCCCAGUGACAACGAAGAUUUCCUGGGAUUCCAAGAUGAUGCUUCUAGACAGAGGUUGUUGCCAGAGGACAGCUGUGCUAAUUUUGAUUCCUUGGAGUCAGAAAAAAAGGGGGUUCGAUUGCAAUCCAGAUAUCUCACUGAAGAACUGCAGAAGAUUUUCACUGAAGACACUGACUCUGAAACAGACGUGUUUGAAGGCUUCACUUCAAGUGAGGUGGAUGUGAACAAGAAAGGAGUCCUGGUGGAGGAGUUGGACGUGAAUGAUGAAGAAUGCAAUAACUUAUUGGGUAGUGAGGAAGAAGAGGAGGAAGAGGCAAAGAGGAAAGUUUCCCCUAAGAGAAGAAGCUUUGGCCUUCGUGUUGCCUUGCAGUUUCCCACCAGAAAGUCAUCUGAGAAAAAAGUGCCUGAAAAGGCUUUUUCUGACUUGCCUCUAAAGGACGGUGAACCUCUCACACCUUGUUCAAAAGAAAUAAGCUGCAAGCGGUGGGACAAACUAGAGGGCUCUGCUUCAGAGUCUGAAGAAGACAUUAAAGAAACACAGGAGGAAAACUCCAGUGCUCUGCUUAAGAGAGCUAUGAAUAUUAAAGAAAAUAAAGCCAUGCUUGCCCAGCUGCUGGCAGAACUGAAUUCCAUACCUGACCUAUUCCCAGUGAAAACACCAACCUCAACUCCUUCGAAACAGAAGAAAAUCCCAAGGAGGACGUUUUCUGAAGGCCAGAUAACACGCCGCAUGAACCCGACCAGAAAUGCUCGUCCACCAGAAAACUUUGCCUUGGAAAAAUUUACUGUGUCAGCUGCCAAGUUUGCAGAGCACCUGCAGAGCUAUAGACACAGGAAGGCAGUGGGGCUGAAUUGUGGAGUGCGCAAAAGGAGGCGAUCAUCAAAGUAUUCAACUCAGCGUCCAGUAGAGGAUAUUACUGAGGAGGACUUGGACAACAUUGCAAUCACUGUUAAAGACAAAAUCUAUGACAAAGUUCUGGGUAGUACUUGCCACCAGUGUCGACAAAAGACAAUUGAUACAAAGACAAUCUGUCGCAAGCAGGGCUGUGGAGGAGUAAGGGGGCAGUUUUGUGGCCCUUGUCUUCGAAACCGCUAUGGAGAAGAUGUGAAAUCAGCACUGCUUGAUCCAGCCUGGAUCUGUCCUCCUUGUCGUGGGGUGUGCAACUGCAGCUACUGCCGCCGGCGGGACGGGCGCUGUGCCACAGGCAUGCUCAUCCACUUGGCCAAGUUCUACGGCUAUGACAAUGUUAAGGAGUACCUGGAAAGUUUACAAAAACAACUGGCGGAUGACAAGUGAGAACACAGAACUCCAGCUGUGCCUGCCACUGGUUCAUAUGUUGAUAAAGGUUGACUUCAAAAGGUUAUUUGCUAUAUUUUAUGUAAGAUAGAGUUGUAGAAGAUAGUAUAUGCAUUCUGCAUUGGCAACUUUUUAAUGACUGUGGUCUUAUGCAAAAGAUCUCUCAGGAAAAGGUUUUGGUAGAGAAAUCUACGUGCACAGACCGAUUCGUUAAGUGAAAUGGCACUCUUGAGCCUACAGCGGUUCAUUUUUAGUGGAGCUACACAACCACAUGAUGGAGAACUUGGUCAAUUUGAGCAAUAUUUGUAUUUAUAUAAUUAUGCAAGCUUGCAGAAAGAGUGCUUGACAACUACCUGUAAAGCAUACCCUGCCUAUUAAGGAACAAAAACUUCCUUGUGUAACAACUAGACCACAAAGAUUCAGUUUCCUAGCCCUUGCUUUUUGAAUCUAUUCCUCCAUCUCUGGUUCAUGUAAAGAAGGGAAGGGUACUUUCAUCUGAAUGCCAUUAUAUUCCAGCCAAAGCUGAUGCAACCUACCAGUGGGAGAGUGAUUGUUUUUUAUUCCAAAGUGCAAUUAGUCACUGAAACAUGGAAGUGGAAGAGUGUUUUAUAAAGAUUUUAAAUAUCACCCCAAUGAAGAAAAAGAAUUCCUCGCUAUAGCAGAUUGUGUGAUGCACUUGCUGCUUGACCCAACUCUCUGAGUUGGCAGUCAUGCCUGGUUAAAUGGUUUCCAUCACAAAGUUCAGGCUUUA
Molecule: messenger RNA, 2176 nt
Organism: Dryobates pubescens (Downy woodpecker)
Lineage: Eukaryota; Metazoa; Chordata; Aves; Piciformes; Picidae
Gene: CDCA7L
Product: cell division cycle associated 7 like
Exons: 11
Coding region: 1-1425 (474 amino acids)
Biological process (GO): regulation of DNA-templated transcription
Cellular component (GO): nucleus
Source: RefSeq, a predicted model, not a curated record